Messenger RNA from Fukomys damarensis (Damara mole-rat), 866 nucleotides. Its product is annotated as mucin-1-like. The record is from RefSeq and is a predicted model, not a curated record. Bases 1 to 699 code for a protein of 232 amino acids. The transcript has 3 exons. NCBI's taxonomy places the organism in Eukaryota, Metazoa, Chordata, Mammalia, Rodentia, Bathyergidae.
AUGCUCCUGCAGACUCGCCGGACUGCCGAGGCUCUCGUCCCACGACAACCAUUACCAACACUCCACUCAAGGCUGCACUUCAGCCUUCAGCCCGCAGGAGCCUCGCGGGUACCCGGACAUCGCGCCAGACGGGCAACUACGCACACUAUUGGGGGAAGCCCAUCCACCCUGGCCCCGGCGCCCCCUGCGCCCCCGUCUAGGCUGGGCUCCGUCACACCCUCUCCCAAUCCUGACCCCACCCCACCCUCUGUUCCCCUUCCCACCUCCAACUCCAGCCCCGCACCUGCUGUGGCUGGGCGGAGAAGCCCAGCUGUAGGGGGGUCCUGGGGAUGGGAAGCUCCCUGGUGGACUGGCCAGAUCCUGCCAGGAAAGACUUCAAACCCCCAGAGGUCAAAGGGAGACGCACCGAGGUCCGAAGGGGAUUUUCACAAGGGCCCCCAGGCUGGGACGGGGGGAAGCUGCCUGGAGCUCGCCUCCUCUCCCGCCCUGCCCUACCCCUGUGCCCUGCCAGCCUCCAGCGCCUCCGCCUCCGGGGUCUGCCCUGUGUGGCCAGGAAAAACAGCUGCUCCUAGCAAGCUAAACCAGCACCAGCAGGAGGGGAGCUCCGUGAGAGGAAGGUGCCUGGGCUUCUCACACAGAGGUGUGUCCAACCUCUACCCUGUUCCGAUGCCACCGAGAAGAAUGCAUUUGGGAGACUGAUGGAUGGGAGAGUGAAGCCCUGAGUCCCCCUGCUGCUGGUGACAUCAUGCCAGCAUCACUCAGGGCACCCUCCGUGGUGCUGUGGCUCAGUGAGACCCAGGAAUCGUGUUACGAGUACAAGGUGCUCCUUCACAAGUGCACACACCCACAUACACCUUCAGAAAGAA